This is a messenger RNA of Candidula unifasciata, 2312 nucleotides long. NCBI's taxonomy places the organism in Eukaryota, Metazoa, Mollusca, Gastropoda, Stylommatophora, Geomitridae. The record is from the annotation of a GenBank genome assembly.
UGACCAAAUUCACUCAGCUGGAUAUUGAUAACCAGAAGAUUGUCUACAUCCCGCCACAGACAGACAUUGGCCCGGAGUCCCGUCUUGUCAGACUUGCCUACACAGUGGAAGAUAGUAGUGGUAACAAGCUCCAUGGACAGACAUUUGAUAUAGAGGUGAAUGCUGUAAACAACCAUGUCCCGGAAUUCGUUACGAACAAACUGCUGGUUGAAGAAGUGGAUAUAGACACACCCAUCAAUAUGCUGAAAUUUAUCCUUGAUGCUCCACCUAUGUAUGGGACCUUGCAGAAUGAUGGCCACACACUCAAGAAGGGAUCAACAUUUAUGAUAGAGGAUAUAGAAAAGAAGCAUAUACGAUAUCUUAAUGAUGGAUCUGAUUACACCCUUGACACGUUUACACUGGCACUGACGGAUGGCAUGAACCAGGCAACAAAAGUUAUUUCUAUUCAGAUCUUACCAAUAGAUGACCAAACGCCAACAUUGUCCAAGAACCUACGACCACAGCUGAUAGUGUCUGAAGGUGAAGAAGUCACAAUUACCUCCAGAUCUGUAGCCGCUACUGAAGACGGAACCAGUGAUGACAGACUGGUCUUUCUCAUAGUCAGGCAGCCUAGAUAUGGAGUCCUGCAGUUGAAUGGGCAACCAGCAACAAAGUUUACACAGAAAGAUGUCAAAGCAGGCCAUGUCAGCUUCCUUCACACCAGCGGGGAGAUUGGGACCUCAACCCUGAAGGACUUUGCCACGUUUAUCAUCUCAGACAAAAACUACCUGGCCCCUGCAGACUUACCCAUGUAUGAUCUCAACAUCACAAUCACCCCGGUCAACAACCAGAAACCUGUGAUAGUCCUGGGAAACCCUGUGUUCGUUGCUGAAGGAGAGUCUUUCAGAUUCUCAGAAAAUGUUCUUAAGGUCACAGAUUUGGACUCCAAAACCAAAGAGAUUCAAUUUAUGAUUACCAAACAGCCUCAGUGGGGUUAUAUAGAGAAUAUCAAAUCCAGUAGUGGACCAGAAAAGCAGAAUGUAGGAGUUCGGAUAAAUUCAUUUAGUUAUGGUGAUAUUCUGGACGGAUCCAUAAACUAUGUACAGGCAAACCACAAAGGAGUUGAACCGGUCAAAGAUGAAUUUGAGUUCUAUGCCACAGAUGGGAAGUUGAACUCUGAUGUGAGGACUAUGAAAAUCACUAUUGUCUCUGCAAAUGAUGAAGCCCCAGAUCUGAUGCUCAAUGAUUUCACUGUCCAAGAAGGGGGCAGUAUGGUAAUUGGGCCAUCCAUGUUGGAUGCUAUCGAUAUGGAUAUCCCUAAAGAUCAGUUAAAGAUUAUUAUUUCACAGCCCCCAGCGCACGGAAAGAUUCUCAUGCUAGUUCACACUCGUCGUGGAGUUGUGGAAUCUGAAGUUCAAACUAUCUUAGUGGAUGAGAUCCACAGGGGUAUGCAGCUCAUGUACAAACAUGAUGGUUCUGAGGUGUUCAGUGACAAAUUUGCUGUAACAGUCUCCGAUGGGAAACAUGAGAUCAAGAAAGUGUGCAACAUUUCAGUGAAACUGCAUAAUGACGAACGUCCUGAAAUCAUGAAAAACGGCGGUCUUGAACUAGACUACGGUGAUUCUGCUUUAAUUUCCAGUGCCGUGCUUCAGGCGCAGGAUGAAGAUAAUGAUGACGAUGAACUUUAUUAUGUCAUCGUGGAAAUACCAGAAAAGGGCUCUCUCCAGUUUUGUCCUGAUCCGCUAGCUCCAGCUCUGGAUAUGGAAUGUCAGGAUUUGGACUUGGGUAAAAACUUUACUCAAGCAGAUAUAGACCUGAACAAAGUUCGGUAUAUUCACACCAUGAGCAUGGGAGACACAGAAACUGACCGGUUCGUGUUUGUGCUCACUGAUGGGACUCACAAGCGCCAUGAGGAGACUUUCGAUAUUAAGAUCAAAAAUACAAAGAAGAUCAAUGUAGCUGUUCUCAAUAAAGGAAUGGUGGUCAGAGAAGGUGAGAGAGUUGCCAUCAGCACUCUCAACUUGAGUGCAUUUGAUGAGAGCACCAAAUCUGAAGAGAUUGUCUUUGCGGUGAUACGUCCUCCUAGAUUAGGUCAGAUAGAAAAUAUCAAGAAACGUUUUGUUCCAAUAAGCAGUUUUACACAAAUGGACAUUGCAUCUCAAAAAGUUGUCUAUCAUCACCUGACCAAGAAUGAUAUCACGGAGGACUCCUUCACUUUCACUGUAACCAAUGGUCUUAGUGAAGCCAGGGAUGGAGAGUUCAGGAUCAGUAUUCAGCCAAUGGACAGAGUUCUGCCAUCUUUGUUGGCAAACUCGCUGUUGGAAGUUCUACAG